AUGGGAUCUAGUCGAGAAACCUUAACGGUUGGCGCGCUUUGCGUGACGUGGUACGCAUUAAGCUCGGCCAGCAAUGUGGUGGGAAAGCUUGUAUUAACAGAAUUUCCAUUUCCUAUGACGGUUACGAUGGUGCAGUUAUUGUCUACAGUAUUAUAUAGCAUGCCAGCUUUCGCUGCGUGCAACGUGCGAAGAGCUCCUAAAUUUCCCUGGAAAUAUUAUUUUAAAGUACUUAUACCAUUAGCUAUUGCCAAAUUCUUCACAACUAUGUUUUCACAAAUUUCCAUAUGGAAGGUGCCCAUCUCGUAUGCACAUACAGUGAAGGCAACAACGCCACUAUGGACGGCGGCGCUAGCGCGCGUGCUGUUCGGCGAGCGGCAGUCGGCGCGCGUGCAGGCCGCGCUCCUGCUGAUCGCAGGCGGCGUGGCGCUCGCGUCCGCCACCGAGCUGCAGUUCGACGCGCUGGGGCUAGGCGCAGCGCUGGCGGCCGCCGCGCUGCUCAGCCUGCAGCAUCUGUACUCCAAACGCGUGAUGCGCGACAGCGGCGUGCACCCGCUGCGCCUGCUGCAGAUGCUGAGCGCGCUGGCGCUGGUGCCGCUCGCACCCGCCUGGCUGUGGGCCGAGGGCGGCGCGCUGGACGACGCGGCGCCGGGCGAGCACGCGGCGGCGCUGCUGGCGGCGGACGGCGCGCUGGCGUGGCUGCAGGCGCUGGCCGCCUUCAGCGUGCUGUCGCGCGUGUCGCCGCUGGCGUACGCGGUGGCGUCGGCGGCCAAGCGCGGCGUGGUGGUGGGCGCGUCGCUGCUGCUGCUGCGCAACCCCACGCCGCCGGCCAACUUGGCCGGCAUGUCGCUGGCGCUGCUGGGCGCGCUGGCCUACAACCGCGCCAAGGUGCUCGCGCCGCCGCGCCCGCCCGACGACCGCCGCCCGCUGCUGCCCGUC
Messenger RNA from Brenthis ino (lesser marbled fritillary), 936 nucleotides. NCBI's taxonomy places the organism in Eukaryota, Metazoa, Arthropoda, Insecta, Lepidoptera, Nymphalidae. The record is from the annotation of a GenBank genome assembly.